AAACAUAGAAUUUAGAGUAACUAAGGGUAGCAAAGAAAAAUGGUUAAAAAACCAGUGAUUGAUGAAAAUGGUUUGAAGAAAGGUGCAUGGAGUCCUGAAGAAGAUAAUAAAUUAAGGUCUUAUAUUCAAAGAUAUGGCCAUUGGAACUGGAGAGAAAUUCCCAAAUUUGCAGGUCUAGCAAGAUGCGGGAAGAGCUGCAGAUUGAGGUGGAUAAACUAUCUUAGGCCUAAUGUAAAGCAUGGUGAUUUUUGUAAAGACGAGGAAGACCUUAUCAUCAAACUCCACAAGCAACUAGGUAACAGGUGGUCCAAGAUAGCAGCCAGUUUACCAGGCAGAACAGACAAUGAGAUCAAGAAUUAUUGGCACACCCAACUCAAAAAACGUGUUUGUGACCAACAUAUUUGGACAACUGACAAGAAACGAAAGCGAAACUUCACCAGAAAAUCUUUAACACAAAAACUUCAAAUAAUUCACAACAAUAAUCAGAACAAUAAUUAUGACAGUAAUUUAGACCUUGAUUUUACCCAAACUAAUCCACAAAUCCUAGAAAGUUGUCCAUUAUCACCACAACUCUCGGGAAAUAAUUCACAAAACUUGAGUUCUAACUCGGAAACUUAUGUUGAUACGUCUUGUAACACUACUACUGACCAUGAUUGUAACGACUUGGCUAGUACCGCGGUUAAAACAUUAUGCCUAAGCUCUUUGGACUCGAUGGGAUCGGUGUUACUCGACGAAUCUUUCUGGACCGAGCCAUUUGCCUUGGAGACUUCGGAGCAAUAUUAUUGCAAUCUUGAUUUGAGUGUAUUAGAUGAAGGAAUGUCGUUUUCUCCAGUUACGUCUUACUGGGAAAAUAUGGACUUUCUCUACUCUUUUUCUUCAGAUGUUGAUGCCAUUAUCCAAUGAGGAUUUGAUGAUGCUCACUUUUAAUUUGCACGUGUGUUUUUAUCCUAAUUUGUAAGAAAAUUUUUCACGUUUAAAAGAAUGGAAAUAAUUUGUUUCCCAUUUCAAUUGUGUUAUGCGUGAU
Molecule: messenger RNA, 1024 nt
Organism: Chenopodium quinoa (quinoa)
Lineage: Eukaryota; Viridiplantae; Streptophyta; Magnoliopsida; Caryophyllales; Amaranthaceae
Product: transcription factor MYB13-like
Exons: 3
Coding region: 40-903 (287 amino acids)
Source: RefSeq, a predicted model, not a curated record